AUGUCUCAGAAAUGUGCAGAAAGCAGGAAGACCCUCAAGUCUCUUUCUCCAGGGUUCGAGUGUCUAUCCAUUACUGAAGACUCCUUCUCUGAAUGGACUGAUUCUGAGGAGGAGAAGAGGAAAAGAGUAAAGAAGCAGAUAGAGGAGGGUUCCAGGAUCCGCACAAAGUCGUCUAAAAUGGAGAGAAGAGAAGGAUAUGAGAUGAGUGACAAGGUGAUUUCUGCCUGUCACAAGUUAAAAGCCCACCUAAAUGACACCAAGGUUUUAUCCAACAGAGAACUGCGUUCCUGCCUGAACGUGAUCCAGCAAGACUGGUUCUGUGUGUCCAGUCAAAAGAAAGCAUAUCCAGAGACAGUUGAGAGGUUUCUGAGCAUGUGUCAUCAUGUCUCUCCUGCUGUUUUGACUCAUGUGGCUAACAUGGCUGACCAGAAUGGCAACACAGCACUGCACUACAGCGUAUCCCAUUCUAACUUCAGGGUGGUGCAGAAACUGCUGGAUGCAGGUGUAUGUAAUACCAAUCAGCAGAAUAAGGCUGGAUACACUCCCAUCAUGUUGGCUGCUUUGGCUGCUGUGGAAACCAAGGAGGACAUGAGCGUGGUGGAGGAGCUCUUCAGGAAUGGAGACGUCAAUGCCAAGGCCAUUCAGGCUGGUCAGACUGCUCUCAUGCUGGCAGUCAGUCAUGGACGUAUGGAUAUGGUGAAAGUUCUCUUAACUUCGGGGUCAAAGGUCAAUAUUCAGGAUGAUGAGGGCUCUACCGCGCUUAUGUGUGCCAGUGAGCAUGGCCAUGUUGAUAUUGUCCGUCUCCUACUGGCUCAGCCAGGCUGUGAUGCCACUCUGAGUGACAAUGAUGACAGCACUGCAAUGUCCAUAGCCCUGAAUGCUGGCCACAGUGACAUUGCCAUGCUCUUGUAUUCUCACAUGAACUAUGGAAUGGGCCAGCCAUUGACUGUUUCUUGA
Ictalurus furcatus (blue catfish) is the source of this 957-nucleotide messenger RNA. Its product is annotated as KN motif and ankyrin repeat domain-containing protein 1-like. The record is from RefSeq and is a predicted model, not a curated record. The transcript is spliced from 8 exons. Lineage: Eukaryota; Metazoa; Chordata; Actinopteri; Siluriformes; Ictaluridae. Gene Ontology annotation, biological process: negative regulation of actin filament polymerization. Gene Ontology annotation, cellular component: cytoskeleton; cytoplasm. The coding region runs from base 1 to 957 and encodes 318 amino acids. Gene Ontology annotation, molecular function: protein binding.